This is a messenger RNA of Lachancea thermotolerans CBS 6340, 2202 nucleotides long. RefSeq lists its product as uncharacterized. Lineage: Eukaryota; Fungi; Ascomycota; Saccharomycetes; Saccharomycetales; Saccharomycetaceae. The record is from RefSeq and is a predicted model, not a curated record. Gene Ontology annotation, cellular component: membrane. Gene Ontology annotation, biological process: transmembrane transport; carbohydrate transport. Gene Ontology annotation, molecular function: carbohydrate:proton symporter activity. The coding region runs from base 1 to 2202 and encodes 733 amino acids. The transcript has a single exon.
AUGGCACAGCGCGAAAGAAGCGUCAGUCCCAAGUCUAGGGGCAAGUCCCCUCCCGAGAUCCACGCUGCCAACGCCAGUGCGCAAUCGUUCACCGAGCAGCACCGCGGGGCCAGCCUGACGUCGCUGCCUCGCAAGAAGCCCGAGAUGUACCACUACGAUGUCGGCGGCGGCGCGCAGGCCGCUGCGCAGGCCGGCGCGGCCACGGCCGGCGCCGGCAUGCUGUACCAGGACAGCAAGGCGUCCGUACAGGCCGGCGCGGGGCCCAGCGCGGGGCCUGGCGACGCCGCGCACGCGCAGGCGGUGCCUCCCGGCUACAACCAGCACCUCCAGGUCAAGGACUCGUACCUCACGGGCCGGGCGCUGCUGUACUUCACGUCCGUGUUCGUGUCUCUGGGCGUGUUCCUCUUUGGCUACGACCAGGGCGUGAUGUCGGGCAUAAUCACGGGCCCGCUCUUCAAGCUCUACUUCGACGACCCCUCGCGCGCGGCCAUCGGCAACAUGGUGUCGAUCCUAGAGGUCGGCGCGCUCGUCAGCUCGCUCAUGGUGGGCCGGCUCGGCGAGAAGUGGGGCCGCCGGCGCACGAUCCGCUACGGCUCGUUCGUGUUCAUCCUCGGCGGCCUCAUCCAGACCUCCGCCACGCGCAUGCUCCACCUCAUCAUCGGCCGCGUUAUCAGCGGUCUCGGCGUGGGCCUGCUCAGUACCAUCGUGCCCAUCUACCAGUCCGAGAUCUCGCCUCCGCACAAUCGGGGCAAGCUGGCCUGCAUCGAGUUCACGGGCAACAUCGUCGGCUACUGCUCCAGUGUGUGGGUUGACUACGGCUGCUCCUACAUCAACAACAACGCCGCCUGGCGCCUGCCCCUCUUCAUCCAGUGCGUCAUGGGUCUCGGCCUCUUCAUGGGCACCUUCGUCAUCGUCGAGACCCCGCGCUGGCUGCUGAACCACGACCACGAUGUCGAGGGCCUCAUUGUCAUCGCCGACCUCCACAGCGACGGCGACGUCCAGGACCGCCGCGCCCACGACGAGUUCCAGGCCAUCAAGGAGACCGUACUUAUCUCCCGUCUCGAGGGCGAAAAAAAGUCCUACUCCUACGUCUUCAAGCGCUACCGCACCCGGAUGCUCAUCGCCAUGAGCUCCCAGAUGUUCGCCCAGCUCAACGGUAUCAACGUCAUCUCCUACUACGCUCCCAUGGUGUUCGAGCAGGCCGGCUGGGUCGGCAGAGACGCGAUUCUCAUGACCGGCGUCAACGGCAUCAUCUACGUCCUCUCCACCGUGCUGCCCUGGCACCUGGUCGACCGGUGGGGUCGGAAGCCCAUCCUGCUCAUGGGCGGCAUGGUCAUGGGCCUCUCUCUCGUCUCCAUCUCCGCCGCGCUCUACGUCAACAUCGCGUCCACUCCGACCCUUGUUGUGGUCUUUGUCAUUGUCUUCAACGCUUUCUUCGGCUUCAGUUGGGGUCCUAUCCCAUGGCUCUACCCCGUUGAAAUCGCCCCGCUCUCUGCGAGGUCUGCUAUGGCCUCUGCCUCCACCGCGACUAACUGGCUCUGCAACUGGCUCGUGGGCAUCAUGACGCCCAUUUUGCAGGAAAAGAUCAAAUGGAGACUCUAUCUCAUCCACGCCGCCUCCUGCUUCCUUUCCUUCUGGUGCGUGCUGCGGGUUUAUCCGGAAACAGCUGGUCUGCGUCUGGAGGACAUGAGCUCGGUGUUCGACGACAGGUCUUCCACUUUCAGUUUCCACGGCUCUAUCACGGGUGUCGACGUCGACGCUGGCUCCCGCUCCGCUACUACUGCGCCUGCGAACCCAUCCCUCGCUCGGAAGCCCGUCGCGGCCCAGCCCUCCUUGCUAGACAGCGUCCACUCUGGAGUUGCUCCGCCACACCCCGUUGCAGGCCAGCCCGAUCUGGCUCAAAACCCGUUCGUUUCGCACAGCAGCGGUCAGAGCGUGGGGUCCAAACGCAGUAUUGCUAGCGCCAAUAUGCUCUCCGCCGACGCUCUUGAGCCCCCCACCCUGGGCCAAGUACUCGAUUUCAAGAGGGAGCAGAUUGAUAGCCGCAACUUCAAAGGCCUCAUGAGGCGGGGUUCCGAGACGGUCAGCCUCAUCUACGACAAGGUCAAGCGUCUCGGCAAGCCCAACGAUGCUAGCGGUGAGUACGGAACCUUGCCGGACAAUGAGAGACCUGCGCCCGCAGCUCCGCCCUGCGGCAACUGA